Prunus mume (Japanese apricot) is the source of this 1815-nucleotide messenger RNA. Its product is annotated as FAD/NAD(P)-binding oxidoreductase family protein. Lineage: Eukaryota; Viridiplantae; Streptophyta; Magnoliopsida; Rosales; Rosaceae. The record is from RefSeq and is a predicted model, not a curated record. Gene Ontology annotation, molecular function: oxidoreductase activity.
AAGCAAAGCACUAACACUAACUGGUAAGCAGCAAAAACCAGCAGAGAAGAAAUGUGGCGAAGGAGCUUCAGCAGCGGCAGCAGCGUAGGCGCUACAAGCGCGUUGAAGGACAAGAAAUGGGACGCUCUGGUCAUUGGUGGUGGCCACAACGGCCUCGCGGCGGCCGCGUACCUCGCACGUGGCGGCCUAUCCGUCGCUGUCCUUGAACGGCGUCACGUGAUCGGCGGCGCCGCCGUAACCGAAGAACUCGUUCCCGGCUUCAAGUUCUCUCGGUGUAGCUACCUCCAAAGCCUCCUCCGCCCCUCCAUCAUCAAAGAACUAGAGCUGGCGCGGCAUGGAAUGAAGUUGCUGAAGAGGAGCCCUUCGUCGUUCACGCCUUGUUUGGAUGGAAAAUAUCUUCUUUUGGGGCCAAACAAGGACUUAAACCACUCUGAGAUUUCCAAGUUCUCCAAACAAGACGCCGAUGCUUAUCCAAGAUAUGAGAAUCAGCUGGAGAAGUUUUGUGAAUUUAUGGACCCCUUGUUGGAUUCGGCUCCUCCUGAAUCUUUGCAAUGUGAGUCAUCUUGUAGUGUUGGUGACCGCAUCAAGAAUAAGAUGCACAAUUCAAUGUUUUGGGCUCGGUGUCUGAGACAGGCUGCCACCUUAGGCCAAAAAGAUAUGGUGGAUUUUAUGGACCUUUUAUUAUCUCCGGCUUCAAAGGUUUUGAACAACUGGUUUGAGUCAGAUGUUCUGAAGGCAACCCUUGCAACAGAUGCUGUAAUAGGAACCACGGGAAGUGUCCAUACACCAGGGAGUGGAUAUGUCCUGCUACAUCAUGUGAUGGGAGAAACUGAUGGUGAGCAUGGAAUUUGGUCGUAUGUUGAAGGUGGGAUGGGUUCAGUAUCCUUGGCUAUCAGUAAUGCUGCUAAGGAAGCUGGAGCUCAUAUUGUAACAUGUGCAGAGGUGCAACAAUUGUUGAUUAAUGACUCUGGCACGGUCAACGGGGUUUUGCUGGCUGAUGGUUCACAAGUGCACACUUCAAUGGUUUUAUCAAAUGCAACCCCUUAUAAAACAUUCAAGGAGUUGGUGCCGGAUAAUGUUCUUCCUGAUGAUUUCAUUAAUGCAAUUAAGUACUCUGAUUACAGCUCUGGAACGACAAAAAUAAAUUUAGCAGUUGAUAGAUUGCCUCAGUUCAAAUGUUGCAAAUUAAGUCAUCCUGAUGCAGGUCCUCAGCAUGUGGGGACCAUUCAUAUUGGUUCUGAGAGUAUGGAGGAGAUUCACUCUGCCUGUCAAGAUGCUGUCAAUGGAUUACCGUCUCAAAGACCAGUUAUUGAGAUGACAAUACCUUCUGUACUGGACAAUACUAUAUCUCCACCUGGUAAGCACGUGAUCAACUUGUUUAUUCAGUACACACCAUAUAGUCCAUCAGAUGGUCACUGGGGAGAUCCUGUUUACAGAGAAUCAUUCGCACAAAAAUGUUUUAACUUGAUUGAUGAGUAUGCCCCGGGGUUCAGUUCAUCAAUCAUUGGUUAUGACAUGUUGACUCCACCAGACCUUGAGAGGGAAAUUGGUUUAACAGGAGGGAAUAUCUUCCAUGGUGCUAUGGGAUUGGAUUCGCUCUUCCUCAUGCGACCCGUUAAAGGAUGGUCAAAUUACAGAACACCAUUGCACGGGCUGUAUUUGUGUGGCAGUGGUACCCACCCGGGAGGUGGUGUGAUGGGUGCACCCGGGCGUAAUGCUGCGCGUGUGGCUCUUGAAGAUGUUAACAAGCCUUUGAAAUGAUUUUCGGAAUGUUACCUACUUACAAUCGAUGUUAAUCUGACGGUUCAACUUUCA